AUGGCCAUACUCCUGAUCGAUGCCGCAGUAUCUAUUACCAGCAAAUUCGCAGAAAUCAUAGGACCUGUUAUCAGCGAUGUCGCAGAUGUCGCAGAUGUCGCAGUAUUUAUUAUCAAGACAGUCGGUGGCAUUGCAAAAAGUCUGAUCUUCUUCGCCAAGUACUAUGGGCCACCCGGAUUAAUUCUUUACCUCUUUGGAAGUCGCGGCAUGUGGCAACUUCAAGCACAAAUUCUUUGCAGCCCGGAAGAGCGACAUGUUAUGGAUUUCAAGACAUCUGUACAAGCAGAUAGCAACAUUAUAGCUGUAGCAGCCACAAUCCUAGCCCAGAUUGCGAUAACAGCAUUGUCUUUGGAGGAUCUCAGCCGGACGCAUUGGGUUGCCAGGGGUGCCUUUACAUUCAGCCUACUGUCAGCUAUCAUGGCAGUGUACUACGCGACAAACCAGUACCGGAAAUUGGGGCGCUGUCUACAACCUGAACAAGUACGAGCAUGGAUCAGAGGCAGAAAGCACAGCGAUCCUCCGCGAUCGGAAACAUCUCAGAGAAACAUUGAUCGGGAUGUUCUGCCAUCGCCGGCAUCAGUCCUGACUGUCUCAGCCCCCAAUAUGCUGCUUUCCGCUUCUCUAAACUCGUUCCUCAUUGGUCUUGGUGUCUACUUGGGACAAGUCUGGAUGCGCAACCUCGAUGAAGUUGCUGGCGCUCACGACAGCCGCGCUAUAUUCAUUACUUAUAUCAUCGGACUGUGCGUGUGCUACAGCAUCUUCGGCCUUUCCAAUCUUGUCGUUGCAGAUCAGAACUAUCUGAGUGAGAGAGAAAUGCUCCAAGACUUACGCAACACCUAUCCGACUACAGGUUAUACCCAUGAACGACGACAUGCAGAAACAUCGCAGAAUAGCCAUGUCAGUCAAGGUCCUGUUCCCGGGAACCUUACCUUGAUUGUCGAUGCAGAUGUAGAAGCAACUGGAGACCCCCACAAAUCUACCUUUGACACUUCAGAACCAUUAUAUGGGCAGAAAAGUGGAGGUCUCGACGAAGUGGAUAGGCAAGAGCUCGGCCAUGCCUUGAGAGACCUCGUGGCUGUACGCAGACAGGCGACGAAAUUUGAUGAGCGUAUGGUGCGUAUUGUAGCAAAAAUGGUUCAAACUCUAGAAGAGACAUAG
Messenger RNA from Plenodomus lingam JN3, 1158 nucleotides. RefSeq lists its product as uncharacterized. The record is from RefSeq and is a predicted model, not a curated record. NCBI's taxonomy places the organism in Eukaryota, Fungi, Ascomycota, Dothideomycetes, Pleosporales, Leptosphaeriaceae.